ACAACUCAGCUUCCUCAGAGAAGCACACACACUCUCUCUCUUUACCAGAAUGGCUCCCACCUACACAAGCGACUCUGCCAACACCAUGCUCUCUGCUGUAGACAAGCAUAAAGUAAGGAAACCAGUUGGGGAGAAGAUGUGUAGAGACCACAUCAACACCUGCAUAGAGCAGCUCGAGACCCUGCUGGAGAGGGAGUUCCACAAACAGGACCCCAACACCAAGCUGGAGAAGGCUGACAUCCUGGAGAUGACGGUCGGGUUCCUGACGCAGAAGCUGCAGCCUCAGAGCCCAGUCCCCCAGAGGGCCCACAGUGAGGGCUACUCCAAGUGCUGGAGGGAGACCCUGCACUUCCUGUCUUCCAGCUCCAUGAAGGUCAUGAUGCUUCAGAACCUCCAGAGAGCUGGCCAGGACGUCUGCCCCUCCUCGCCACUCUCCUCCCAACAUCAACACCACAGCCAGGGCCCAGUGAAGCAGGCCACCAGUGGUCACAAAACAGUGUGGAGACCCUGGUAGAACCACUACUUGGAGACUCUCUAUCUCACAAACUGGAUGGGUGUUUACCACCUUUCUUGCUGUAGGAAAUACAUUUCCAAACGUUAUAUUGAAAUGAUAUUAUUUUCUUGUUAUAUAUGAAAUGAUUUCUACUGAUGUGAUUAUUAUUCUCUUUCAGAGAAGAAGCUGAAAAACAUGUAUCACAUGUAUCACUUGAUAAUGAAGAAUAUGUUUAAUAUUUUAUGUGUAUGUUUACACGUGUAUGCAUUUUGUGCUCACUUGAUGCACCAAUGUGUCCUUUAGUCCUUUCAUUUUCUUUGAAGAGGAUUGUUAAGGUUAUAUAUUUACAUUUAUGGUUGCUUAGCCAACUGAAAUCUUGCGUUAACCAUAUUGUAUGUACUGACCUAUUGAAGGGUAUUUACAAAUGCUUUGAUAUGCCUUUUGUAAAGGCUUUUUGGGACAUUGUGGUUCCACCAUAGGCAAUGUUGUGCUGUGAAAUGUAUUGUUGACACUGUGUGUCUUUUAUUCUCACUUGAUAAAGUGAACAUGCAUUCAAAAAGGAUUCCAAUUAAUGUUUUGGAAAGUAACCAUACUGUGUUUGUGUGUUUCUAAAGGAGCUGUAAUUAACUGGGGGAUAAUGGGACAUAAUGUAUAAAAAUCGAUGUAGAGGGAAGAUGGAAUGUAACAAAUUUAACUGAAGUGGAAAUGAACAAGAAAUGACAGAUAAUGCAAACAGGCAGGGUACUGGUAAAUACUAUAGUUAGAAGAGCAGGUAUCUGUACACAUCAGCAUAUGAGGAUUUAUUAUCGUGUUUAUCAGUGCAAUGUAUCUACUCCUGGGCAGAGAACAGCCUCACUUCUGAUUGGUGAAAAAAUAAAGGAAGAAUCAUAUGUUAAAAAAACCAUAAAUUAUAAUCUUUCACUAAGUUAUCCAUUUAAUGCCCUUAAACCUAAGUUGUAUGGUCGCAAUUACUGUCAUGGAAUUCCCUAUCUAGCCCAUUACAUUGAAGCUCUUGGAGACUUCUGCAUUGCUGUGGGGGACACCUAUUUUCAAAUGUAAGUGUUAAAAAUAGCUGCCUGACAGAAUAUAGUGAUCCACAUCUCGACACCAACCUGGAAAUCUUGCAUAUAGUUUAUCUGGACUUUUACAUGAACAUAUUCAAGACAACUUAUUGGGAUGGCAGGUAGCCUAG
Messenger RNA from Oncorhynchus tshawytscha (Chinook salmon), 1685 nucleotides. Its product is annotated as transcription factor HES-5. Gene Ontology annotation, biological process: regulation of neurogenesis; regulation of transcription by RNA polymerase II; anterior/posterior pattern specification. Bases 50 to 514 code for a protein of 154 amino acids. Gene Ontology annotation, cellular component: nucleus. The record is from RefSeq and is a predicted model, not a curated record. The transcript has 2 exons. Gene Ontology annotation, molecular function: RNA polymerase II cis-regulatory region sequence-specific DNA binding; DNA-binding transcription factor activity, RNA polymerase II-specific; protein dimerization activity. Lineage: Eukaryota; Metazoa; Chordata; Actinopteri; Salmoniformes; Salmonidae.